This is a messenger RNA of Cyprinodon tularosa, 2043 nucleotides long. It is a transcript of the gene polr1c, whose product is annotated as RNA polymerase I and III subunit C. Lineage: Eukaryota; Metazoa; Chordata; Actinopteri; Cyprinodontiformes; Cyprinodontidae. The record is from RefSeq and is a predicted model, not a curated record. Gene Ontology annotation, cellular component: RNA polymerase I complex; RNA polymerase III complex. Gene Ontology annotation, biological process: DNA-templated transcription. Gene Ontology annotation, molecular function: DNA binding; protein dimerization activity.
UCGGUUGCACUACCACUAAUUGGACAGUAAUUAGACAUCCUUUUCUAUUUUGGAUGGUGGACGCUACAUGCACUACCGGUACUUGGCCAGAGGGAGGCAGAAAUCUGCUUCUGCAACAAACCUAGGUGCCUCCGAAAAAGAAGAAAAAGAAGAUGGCGGCCCCCAUGAGUAACGUGGAGGAAAUUCGCAGUCGGGUUAUUUUGGGAGAAUUUGGAGUAAAAAAUGUUCAUACAACAGAUUUUCCUGGAAACUACCCAGGCUUUGAUGACACUUGGGACAUGAAACGAUUUCAAAAGAACUUCCGGAUUGAUGUAGUGCAUCUAGAUGAGAACAGCAUGGAGUUUGACAUGGUGGGGAUCGAUGCUGCCAUUGCCAACGCCUUCAGGAGAAUCUUAUUAGCAGAGGUGCCCACCAUGGCUAUAGAGAAAGUGUUCAUCUAUAACAACACAUCUAUCGUCCAGGAUGAGGUUCUAGCCCACAGGUUGGGCCUCAUCCCCAUCAAAGCAGACCCUCGUCUGUUUGAGUUCAAGAAUACAGGUGAAGAGACUGCCGAAGAAGAAGCUUCAGAGAUCAACACAAUUCAACUUCAGCUGAAGAUUAAAUGCAGCAGGAACCCCCGAGCUAGCAAAGAUUCCUCUGACCCGCGGGAACUCUAUCUCAACCACAUGGUUUAUUCCAAAGAUAUAGAAUGGGUCCCCAUUGGAAACCAGGCGGAUGUGUUUGCAGACUCCCGUAUCGGACCUGUGCACGACGACAUCCUGAUAGCUCAGCUGCGACCGGGACAGGAGCUGGACAUCGUCAUGCACUGCGUAAAAGGAGUCGGAAAGGACCAUGCCAAGUUCUCUCCUGUGGCAACAGCCAGCUACCGCCUCCUCCCAGAGAUCACCCUGCUGGAGCCGGUGGAGGGCGAGAAGGCGGAGCGCCUGAAGCGUUGCUUCUCAGGGGGGGUGAUCGACCUGGAGGACGUUCGGGGAAAGAAGGUGGCCAAGGUGGUGAACAGCCGCCUGGAUACGUGCAGCAGGGAGGUUCUCCGGCACAGCGACCUGAAGAACUCCGUAAAGCUGGGGAGAGUUCGGGACCAUUUCAUCUUUACUGUGGAGUCGACGGGCAUCCUGCCUCCUGACGUUUUAGUCACAGAGGCCAUCAAAGUCCUGAUGGGGAAAUGUCAGAGUUUCCUCAACGAGAUGAACACUGUGGAUAUGGAGUAAACUAACUAUGUUCCUGCUGUGCUCCGAUUCUUCUGACGGCAUCGGGUUCUGCUCUGGAAGCCGAGCUUCUGGGCCGAUGCAGUUCCGGUGGCUACAGAUGACCUCUUUUAUUUUGUACACCUUAUUUUUGUCCUUCUGUAAUGUGUUUUCCGCUUGGAGUUCUUGAUGGAGAAGCAUUGUUCUCCUCCCACAUCUGAGUUUAGGAUCAGAUGUUUGUUGAUGAAAUAAACAAAAGAAAAAGAUGCAAUCGUCGGUAUUUGUUCUACUGGAACCUCUGCAACAAACUGGGUCAGAUUCCUUCACGUAGACGAGUGCAUAGUUUUAUAAAAUGAUUAGUUCUUUCUGAGCUCCUCAUAAUCCUGGAAACUCUCCCACCCCCGCUGAAUGCGGUCGGGCCAGAUCCUAAAGAGCCUCCAGCAGACUAUCUUUGUUCUGCCAUGACCUGGAAUUCUGUUCCCUUCAGAAAUGUUUUAUUCUGCUCAUUUUCUGGUUUUUAGGUCUGCAGCCUUCAGUAAAGCUGUUGUUUCCGGGCUUAAGGUCCCAAAACCAGAUCCCAGGUGGGCACGGAAUCAUGUUUAGAACAAUUCCAGACCCACCUUAGAUCCAUCAUGACUGUAAAGAUUUCCAUGAUGAUUUAGUAACAUGUCAUCAGCUUGUUCUGGUCCACCGGACUUUCCUGGGCUUCUAUUGGACCUCAUCAGAACCAUAAAGAGUUCAUAGGCAAACCACAGAAACUGGAAACAUCCUGCUUUGAUGAAUCUCAUGUGAAUGUUGGGUUUAACCCUUCCUGUAGUCAUCAUGGUCAAAAUUACAAGAAAUAAAAGUUGAAAUUCUU